UCCCUUUGGCGUCAGCGCAAACUACUUACGUCACAUCCGCUCCAGGAAUUCCGAAUCUUGAACCCGCGCGAUGAAAAGUGCGUUUGUGACUGUUGGGACCACCAGUUUCGACGACCUCAUCGAGAGUGUGGUCACUAACGACAGCCUCCGGAUCCUUAAGAGUCUCGGUUAUAACCGACUUGUCCUCCAGAUUGGUAGAGGCACAGUGGUCCCUGAAUCAUUCAGUAGUGAUUCAUUCACUCUGGAUGUUUACAGGUACAAGGAUUCUUUGAAGGAAGACCUUCAGCAAGCAGAUCUUGUCAUCAGCCACGCAGGUGCAGGAAGCUGUUUGGAGAGUCUGGAAAAAGGCAAGCCACUUGUGGUAGUUGUAAAUGAAAAGUUAAUGAACAAUCAUCAAUUCGAAUUGGCAAAGCAGUUGCACAAAGAAGGACAUCUUUUCUAUUGUACCUGCAGGGUCCUGUCUGUCCUGCGCCAGUCAGCCUCUUGCUUCUGCUUCUGGGAAGUGCCAAGAUCCUGCAGCCCUGCCUUCUGCCUAGACCUUGAGCUGUUUGGGAUUCCUGCCUACACAAGCUCCAGCACUUGCCGCCGCUGCCUGUCUCUCCGUGCAUUCUGUGUUUUCUUCUUUUUCACCCUCUGUUCCUUUCUCCUCACCCCAUGCACAAUGCAUAAAGGAUGGAAAACGUACUGCGGCCAGAAGUCUUUGAAUGAGGCAUCAAUGGAUGAAUAUUUAGGCAGUUUAGGGCUGUUUCGAAAGGUGAUUGCCAAGGAUGCUUCUUGCCUUUUUCGGGCUAUUUCCGAGCAGUUGUUUUACAGCCAGAUCCAUCAUUUACACGUCAGGAGAGUUUGUGUCUCAUAUAUGAAAGAAAAUCAACAAACUUUUGAAUCUUAUGUGGAGGGAUCUUUUGAGAAAUAUCUGGAACGGUUGGGAGAUCCCAAGGAGAGUGCUGGCCAGCUGGAAAUAAGAGCUCUUUCUCUAAUUUAUAAUCGAGAUUUCAUUCUUUAUCGAUAUCCUGGAAAGCCACCAAUGCAUGUCACAGAUAAUGGCUUUGAAGAAAAGAUUCUUCUUUGUUAUUCAAAUAAUGGCCAUUAUGAUUCUGUGUACUCAAAAGAAUUUCAGUCAACUGCAGGAAUUUGCCAAGCAAUAUUAUAUGAAAUUCUUUAUAAAGAUGUAUUUGUUGUGGAUGAAGAAACAUUGAAAACUGCAGUUCAUUUGUUUCGAAGUGGUUCCAGGAGAAACAGAAACAACGCUUUGACUGGAAAUGUAGAAGGCAGUACUGAUCAGAAGAGCUCAUCCGAGGAUAGAAUUGAAGAGUUUGGUGCCUCUUCCAGUGUCAAAAAUACACCAGAAGACAGCAAGCAAGAAACAGAAUUAAAGUUUCCAGAAAAUCCAUCAAGGAUGCUCUUUCCUUAUAAGGUGCUAAAAGCUCUGGAUCCAGAAAUAUAUCGCAAUAUAGAAUUUGAUGCUUGGUUGGACAGUAGAAAAGAACUUCAAAAAUCAGAUUGCAUGGAAUAUGCUGGAAGACAUUACUAUUUAGGAGACAAGUGUCAGGUUUGCUUGGAACCAGAUGGAAAAUAUUAUAAUGCUCACAUUCAAGAAAUUGAAAAUGAUAAAAACUCGGUAAUAGUUUUCAUUGAGGAAUUGGCAGAAAGGCAUGCAGUUCCGCUGGAUAAUGUAAAACCAGUCAGCCAAGUGGCACUUCUUCCUUUCUGGAAUACUUUGCCAUCUCGUAAAGGAAGAGGUUACCAGCCUGUGACUGGCGGCUAUUUCCCGGAAAUGGUUACAACAGAGAUGAGCAUGAAGCAACGGAAAAAGAUGUUUAAGAAAGUUCGAGGGAAAGAGGUUUAUAUGACCAUGGCUUACAGCAGGGGAGAUCCACAUGUCCCAUCCAGGAUUCAGCAUAGUAUGCAUUUUGGGCAUGACCCUCUAUUGUUCUACUCACAGACAUCUGGCCAUAUUAUGUCUAGUGAACAUUUCUACCCUCAACAUUCAUCUCAACGACAAGGUCGGGGAUAUGGGAUGCCCAGGGAUUCAUCUCACGUAAUCAAUAGGCAAAACAUGCCGAGUCCUAAAGUUGGGUUUUACCCUGGCCCAGGUAGACGGUGCUGCCAGAGCUAUGAUAAUGUCUCAUAUAGGUCUCGUUCUUUUAGGCGUAGCCACCGUCAGAUGCAUUGUAUGAAUAAAGAAUGCCAGUAUGGUUUUGCUCCAGAAGAAACUGUUACAUUUUAUGCACUUGAAGAAGGGAAUGAGACUGCUUAUUCAACAUUACCUAGCAAUGGCGGUUCCCCUGCAAUGGUUCCUGUUACUUCAGGAUACUGUAUGGCAAGUCAGGGCUAUAGCUCAUGUAAACCAAGUUUGAAUUCAGAAGACAGCAAUGACCAGUGUGACAGUGGACAAUACCAUGGAGAUUAUCUUUAUUCUUCAGAACAAGGCUAUGAAACUUCCAGUGUAUAUACCACAACUGUAUCUACAGCAAACUUGUCUCUUCAGGACAAUGGACCAUGUUCUGUGCCUCAAGACACAGUUACCUCAUACAACUACCCCCAGAAGGUAUUAGAAAAUUCUACAGCAAUUAGAGUUUCCUGGGCCAGCCAUGUUCCAGUUCCAGUCUUACCUAGCUGUGCAGGAGAUAAUCAAACUAUUAGUACCUCUGAUGUUUCCGAACAGAAUGCCAUACAGCCUGUCUUUGAAUCUCCACCAGCACAAGACAGUCAAACCUGUAUUCAGCCUUCAGAUUCAGCAGCAGCAGCAGCAGUGGCAGUACCACUUCCACCGCCGCCUCCUCCUCUUCCUCCUCCUCCUCCUUCUCUUGAAGCAGGAGAUGCUUCAGGCUUACCUCUGCUACCACUACCACCUCCACUACCACCACUACCACCACCACCACCUCCUCCACCACCUCCACCACCACCACCACCACCACCUUAUUCCUGUGAUCCAAGUGGAAGUGAUCUGCCCCAAGAUACAAAAGUUUUGCAGUACUAUUUCAAUCUGGGAUUGCAGUGCUAUCAUCACAACUACUGGCACUCCAUGGGCUAUGUGCCACAUGUGCAGGAGGACCAGCCACAGCAGCUUCAUGUAGAGAAUUAUCCAGAUUGUACUGAACAACCUCUUGUAGACCAAAGUGUUCCUCAUUCGUACAAUGAUGCAGCGCAAGCAGAUGAUACACAGGCAGACGAAGCAUCAACAAAUGAUGCUUUUCCCAUUUCUGAUGCUGUACCUGUCCCUCAUGGAACAGUCUAUUACCCAGUAAUGACAGAUACCUAUGGGUCACCUUUGCCAGGUUUUGAUUCCUACAUUCCUGUUGCAUCUGAUUAUCCCAAUGUUGCCAUGUGGCAUCCAGUUGGUGCAGCAUAUGGUAGUUCUGCCCAAAUCCAUGGUGCUAUAAAUUCUGGGCCCAUUGGCUAUAUGCUUCUACCUAACUCACCUCAUUAUACUCCUCAGAAUUAGGAUUUGACAAUGUGAAAUAUUCUUUGCUGCCAUUUUUACUUUUGUGGUUGAUAAAUGUUUUCUAUUAGUUCUUUAGUGGUUUAAGGUUGUAAGAAUGUUCACUGUUGUAUGUCUUUAAAAUUAUCUUACUUUUGAAGUAAAAUACUGCUUUAAAACAAGGGCAUAUCACUUUGUGUUAUGAAUAUGAAUGUACACCUAGUCCCUAAUUGAACAAGCUUAUUGUAUGCAACUUCCUAUUAGCCAGCUUGUGAAUAUUGUAUUAACUAAUGGUGCCAAUUGAUAAAAGAGUGGAAAACAUACAAGCUAUUUUCUUAAGAUAUGAUGCAUCUUGAUCAUCUAUGUAAGCUUGAUAUGAUUUCGACUUUUCAAGAAAUUUAGAGAGGGGAAAAACAAGCAAGAGCCAAUGGUCUUCAGGUUUCUUUAAGAAUUGUAAGAACUGGAUUGCAGUCUGAUGUUAAUUAGUUUUGAAGGGACAUGGCGUUCUGCUUUACAUUUGCCACAUAUGGUAUUGUUUAAUACUAGAUUUACAUAACUGUCCUACUGCACAGUAUUAUAGUUCCUUUGCACAAUUUGCAGUAAAUAAAAACUAGCAUUCAAAAUUG
This is a messenger RNA of Mesocricetus auratus (golden hamster), 4047 nucleotides long. RefSeq names its product ALG13 UDP-N-acetylglucosaminyltransferase subunit (gene Alg13). Bases 71 to 3445 code for a protein of 1124 amino acids. Gene Ontology annotation, molecular function: cysteine-type deubiquitinase activity; hexosyltransferase activity. The transcript is spliced from 27 exons. Gene Ontology annotation, biological process: protein deubiquitination; dolichol-linked oligosaccharide biosynthetic process. The record is from RefSeq and is a predicted model, not a curated record. Lineage: Eukaryota; Metazoa; Chordata; Mammalia; Rodentia; Cricetidae.